AACCUGUACUCACAAAACUGGUCGUAACCUGCAGAAUACUACAUAUCCCAUGAUGCACCUCUGGCAUUUCCACACGUCCCUCACAGUCCAGUCAAGCCUCAUAUUCUUCGCUUCAUACGCCAUAAACUACAACCCACCAGAGCCAUUGUCCAUGCAGCCUGAAGCACACCCCGCUGUCAGUGUGUGUGUGUUCAGAGAUCCGAGGAGCCAGCAGGACCAAGCAGCGACAGACACUGAGCACCAUGUUCACAGAGCUGCUGGUUUGCCUGGUGAUUGGAGGACUCAUCUUCCUGGUUCAAAGGAGCAGGAAGCAGGUCUUGAUCGCCGAGGAUGGCUGGUGGGGGCCCGGUGCACCCCCUGAUGAGGGGGAAGACGUCACUAUUUUACCCUUUCAAGUCAGCACCAGUGAUAAAGAGCUUGAGGACCUAUACAUGAGGAUUGACCAGACUCGCCCUGUCCCUUCACUGGAGGACAGUCAGUUUAGUUAUGGCUUUAACUCCCAGUACCUGCAGAAGGUGGUCUCUUACUGGAGACAUGACUUUGACUGGAGGGGACAAGUGGACAAACUCAACCAGUACCCCCACUUCAAAACCAACAUUGAAGGCAUUAAUAUCCAUUACCUGCACAUGAAGCCCAAGAAUGUGCCGGCGGGAUCUAUUGCCAUUCCUCUGAUAAUGAUUCACGGCUGGCCGGGCUCCUUCUAUGAGUUCUACGGACUGAUACCUCUGCUGACAGAACCCACAGACCCACAUGACCUUGUGUUUGAGGUAGUGUGUCCUUCCAUACCAGGGUAUGGAUUUUCAGAAGCACCACAGAAAAAAGGUUUUGAUUCAGUUUGUGCAGCACACAUCUUCCACAAACUGAUGCAGCGGCUGGGCUUCGAGCAGUUCUACGCUCACGGAGGAGACUGGGGCUGGCUGGUCACCACCAACAUGGCUCAGCUGAAGCCCAAGACUGUCAGAGGCUUGCAUGUGAACUUCGCCCCCCCGUCUAAACCGGGGCUGCCUAUUGCUUUAUCCAUCAUGCUUGGUCGACGCUUCCCAAAACUGUUUGGCUUCACUGAAGUAGACGUUCAGCGUCUCUACCCCUGCAUGGACAAACUGGUGGUAGAGUCCAUAAAAGAGUCCGGCUACAUGCACAUCCAGGCCACCAAGCCUGACACUGUGGGUCGAGGAUUGAAUGACUCCCCAGUAGGCCUGGCUGCUUACGUUCUGGAGAAGUUCUCCACGUGGACGAGCCGUGACUUCAGGAACCUGGAGGACGGAGGACUCACCAGGAAAUUCUCUCUUGACGACCUGCUGACUAAUGUGAUGAUCUACUGGACAUCAGGCUGCAUUGUCUCCUCCAUGAGAUUCUACAAGGAAAACUUUGGCAAAGGCCUUGACGCACCUCACUCUAAGAUGCCUGUAUUCGUCCCCACUGGCUUUGCCUGCUUCCCCAACGAGCUGAUGCACACUCCCAAACUAUGGGUCAAACAGAAAUACCGUGAACUUGUGACAUUCACGGCCAUGGCCCGUGGAGGCCAUUUUGCCGCCAUGGAAGAGCCCCAGCUGAUGGCAGAAGACAUCCAGAAGUUUGUUAAGCUGGUGGAGAAGAAGAAGCAACAGUAAGGACUGCUUUGAUAAACAAGUGAAGGAAAUUAAAUUCAGGAAUUGAUAAAAGUGAAAGAAUGGAUAGAAGCUGGGCCUCAGUGGUGAACCGGAGGCAGAUGUGUACACAGUGUGAUUCUAAGCAUUGUGUUUCUCUAGAGAUGGAAUCCUCACUAUUAGUGAAUUUCCUAAUCAUACUUCUUGGUGAUUAAGCCAGUCUAACGCUGUGUUAAUACUAGAAAAUGUUUGCAUGUCUGUGUCUGCAAUUGUUGUAAAAAUAAGCAGAUAGAUGGUGUGGUGUUAUGGUGCCGACAGCCUGGGCAUUCCUCGGAUAACAUGAAGCCAUGGUAUUUCCUUACAAAUCUUAAUCUGACUGUAUUUUACAAUUGUCAUUGAUCUGCUUCACAUUUGGUCUCAGUGAUUGACUUACAUUGAUUGACUUUAAGUUGCUGUAGUACUGCAAUUUACAUUGGCAACACUGCUUACUUCCUCUAUUGAUAUAAGCCUCUGUUCUGCAAAUCAUAGCCCUACAUUACAGUUAUAGUCUUGAGAAUAAACCGUUUUAUUAUCAUGUUGAUUUUUGAAAACUGAAGAGAUUUUAACACUGUGGGCAUGCUCAAUAUAUGUGUGGACAUGCCUUGUAAGUCACAUGUUUUGGAUAUGAAUAAAUUCAAAAUUUAGAAAAACAAAUAUUGUGUUUCUGCAAAAGUAGGUUUAGUUGAACAAACUGAAAUGUCCUAUUCCACAGUUGGUUUUUAAAACCUUAUUUGUUAAAACAUAAGAAAAAGGAUUAAAUAAGACCUAGCACUGUCAGAGGCCACAUCUUCACAAACACCUGGCUCCAUCAUCCUGGACCAAGCUGCGACACCUGAUGGGUGAACCUCAGGACAGAGUGCAGGACAAAAUCAAAUGGGAAAAGUGCACACAUUUAUGUUUAUGUUUAAAAGUAUAGGUCCAAGUUUUUUUCCUUCAUUUUUGGAUUUGAAUUCAACACUUUUGAAUGCAUAACUGUGUUUAAAGAGUACAUAUGCUCAGUUUCUGGUUCGUAUUUGUAUUUUGUGCUUCUGCUGUGACAACUUUUCAUGCCUUAAUGUUCAAAAAGCUCUUUUUUUCUCGUACUGCCUGUGCUGCAACACCUUUUUCCCACUCAUUGGUUAGCUGGCCGGCUCUGUUGUGAUUGAUCAACCGCUUAGAGAUGUGUCAGUAAUUUCCCACCCCUCAAUAUCACGUAAAAUGUAACCACACCUGUACAAUGACCUUCUUAACAUAAAUAAAGCAAUUUGCAACUUUGAAA
Molecule: messenger RNA, 2883 nt
Organism: Eleginops maclovinus (Patagonian blennie)
Lineage: Eukaryota; Metazoa; Chordata; Actinopteri; Perciformes; Eleginopidae
Gene: ephx1
Product: epoxide hydrolase 1, microsomal (xenobiotic)
Exons: 9
Coding region: 243-1610 (455 amino acids)
Biological process (GO): epoxide metabolic process
Molecular function (GO): epoxide hydrolase activity
Source: RefSeq, a predicted model, not a curated record